Molecule: messenger RNA, 642 nt
Organism: Camelina sativa (false flax)
Lineage: Eukaryota; Viridiplantae; Streptophyta; Magnoliopsida; Brassicales; Brassicaceae
Product: agamous-like MADS-box protein AGL62
Biological process (GO): positive regulation of transcription by RNA polymerase II
Molecular function (GO): DNA-binding transcription factor activity, RNA polymerase II-specific; RNA polymerase II cis-regulatory region sequence-specific DNA binding; protein dimerization activity
Source: RefSeq, a predicted model, not a curated record
AUGGUGAAAAGUAACAAAGGUCGUCAAAAGAUAGAGAUGAAAAAAAUGAGAAAAGAGAAGAACCUUCAAGUGACUUUCUCGAAAAGAAAGUUUGGUCUUUUCAAGAAAGCUAGUGAGCUUUGCACUUUGUGUGGUGCACAGAUUUUGAUGAUUGUGUUCUCUCCUGCUGGGAAAGUGUUUUCUUUUGGCCAUCCUAGUGUUAGAGAACUAAUCUAUCGUUUCCAAAACUUUAACCAUAAUUCUCUCAUUCCCCACCAACCAAACAACAACCUGGAGCUUGCUGAAUCUCGUCCGGAUACAAAUGUCCAAUACCUCAACGAGAUGCUCACUCAUAUGCUGGUCAAACAGGAAAAGGCGGAAGAUACUAGAAUGACAUUAGACAGGGUGAAACAAUCAAGAGAACAAAGAGGAAUCCGCUGGUAUGAAAAAGAUGUGAAAGAACUCGACGUGACCGAAACCGACAAUCUGAUUGGUGCUCUUCAAGAUGUAAGGAAGAAGUUGGUAAGUGACAUGUCUCACGAUUCUCAAUUAAAUGUUUCUCAUCAGAAUUACAUGGGAGAAAAUGCUGUCUUUGGUGGUGGUGGUAAUGUUGAUGUUGGCGGCAUUGAUCUGUUUAAUCCAAUCAUGGGUUUUCCUAACUAG